Molecule: messenger RNA, 1496 nt
Organism: Eruca vesicaria subsp. sativa (arugula)
Lineage: Eukaryota; Viridiplantae; Streptophyta; Magnoliopsida; Brassicales; Brassicaceae
Source: the annotation of a GenBank genome assembly
AAUGCAGAAGUCAUAACUUUUGGCAAACACAAAUAGUUGGGCCAAAAUAGGCCUUAUAACUACUUAGUGGGCUUGCUAGUGUUGUUGUUUACCCAUUUUUAUAAACUAUUUUCGUUUCAAAGAAAAAACCUUGACCAAACUGAAACAGUUUGCUGCUGCUACUUCCUCUCCAAAUUCACCUUUACCAAACUAAAAAACUAGGAUGUCCAUCUCCGCCACCGAAGAUCCACCGGCGAAGGAGGAAGCGUACCCGCCCUUUCCGUUGACCUUGUUGCCAGAUACGCUAGCUAUGAGCUGCUUUGCUCUCCUGCCAAGAUCAGAUCACGCUUCCUUGUCUCUAGUCUCCAAAAAGUACAACUCUGUAUUGGCAUCGCAAGAGUUCUACAAAACGCGAUCGCUGUUAGGUCGCACUGAAGAGUGUCUCUACGUGUGCUUAACCACCAACCCUAACUCAACCCCGAACUGGUUUCUCCUCCACCGUGACGCUACCUCCAAGCAGCUGAUUCCUAUACCUUCUUCCCCCUCUCAACCUGAAACUUUCUCCUCUUUCGUGCCGUUGGAUUGGGGCAUUUACGUAAUCGGUGGAUUUAAAGACGGUGAUGUUCGCUCCUCCGAUGUAUCGCUUCUGGAUUGUCGUACCAACACGUGGCGCAAAGUCCCUUCCAUGUCGGUUGCUCGUGCUACAGCUGCUGCUGGAGUCGUAGACGGGAAGAUAUACGUUUUCGGAGGCUGCCAGGAGUUAAAUUCAUCAAACUGGGCCGAGGUGUUCGACCCAAAGGCCCAAAUGUGGGAAACUUUUGAGCCCGUUUCUGAUCCGAGCGAAGGUGAUAAUGUGAUGCGCGAGACGCUAGUGAUGGAUGAGAAGGUGUACGGAGUGGGCUUCUGGAAUGGAAGCUUGUUAUGCUACUCGCCGCGUGAACGUGAAUGGGGAAGAAAUAAUACACCAGAAGAAGUCAAUAACUACUAUUGUGUGAUAGAGAAUGUGUUAUAUGGUUGUGAUGAAGCUGGGAAUGUGGUUUGGCGUGAGCAAGAGGAGUGGGAGUGGAAGAGAGUGAAGGGUUUAGAGGCUUUACAAAAGGUUUUCUCUGGCUUGAACAACGUUAACAGGCCCUUUGCGGCUAGGAAGCGUGUAAGGAAGUUGAGCAGUUUUGGUUUGAACAUUGUGGUUUUUUGGGUUGGGUUUAGGGGAGAUAUUUGGUGUGCUGAGAUUUCAUUGGAGAGACGUGAGGAGGAAGGUGAGAUUUGGGGGAGGAUCGAGUGGUCUGAAGCUGUCGCCACUGUUUAUAGUGCCUUCAGGCGUGCCAAGGUUGAGGUUUUGUAUGCGACCACUGUUCACGUUUAAAUACCAUGUCAGUUGACAAAAGGUGUGUAUGUCUGUUUGUUUGAUACAUAUGGCUAUAUUUGGGAAUAAUGUACUUCUUUCUCUGGGGUUGCAUGCAUCAUCGUAUACUAUAUUCGUAAUAAUAUGUUUUCAUUGUUAAGCUAGAUGGGUUUCC